GUUACAAUUUCUUCGGAGGAGACCACAUGGAGACAGCAUCCGUGCGAUGGUUUCGCUGACGCAAGUGUUUACAGCGUUGUUCCUCCUGUGACGUGGCACAUCAAAGCACUGACGUACGCGUGGCUUGCUCCGUCUUGCCAAGAACGAGUGGGCUUCAAUCGACGGUACCGGAGAGGGCGUGUCAACUCUCUCUGAUUCUUGGAGGAGUUUCUGGACUAGUCUGGCUGAUUGUUUCUAGGAACUGAUCACCAUGACUCGGUGGGCCUUGCUGGUAGUGCUUCUUGCCUCGUUGGUCUUGGCGUCAACCAAUGCUGCGCCUGUACAAGAUUCAAACAAAGAAACGCCGGAGGUUUCAGCCCCUACGAAGGCAACAGAUACGGUAGAAGCGGAAGCAGAACCAAAAGAAGGCAAGAUUGAGAAAGAGGAAUCCCCCGAAGAAACAAAAGAUGAUGCUGAAGAAAAGGAGAAGACAGAGGUUGUAGAAGGCUCAGGUCUUGACACGGAUGAGAAGGAUGAAACAGUCCAGCCGAACGAGGAAGUGACAAACUUCAAGGAGAUCGAGACAGAUGAAAACAGUCACAUCACCCAUGGCAAUAACGAGCUGUCUUACCCAGGAUCCUUUGGGAAUGACUUCGAUGACUAUCGUCUCAGCGAGGAGGACGCUAUGGAGCUUUUGCGGGAACUCGCCGACCCGACUCAGGUGGCGCUCUUCAUCAUGCAAACUGAUGAUGUCACUGGCUUCCUGAGAUCAGUACAAAUGCUGCAAGAUCAGGGAUUCAUCAGCGAUGAGUACGCCUUCCUCCUCAAGGAGGCAGUAUCUCAGGAAUUGGAGCAGCUUCUUAUGAUGCAAGAUGGGGAGAUGUAUGGAGAUCCUCUUGGACUUCAGAAUGUUGAGCAAACGGAAAAUGAUUACGUUGAUGAGAUGCUGAACAGACCCGUCCCCUACUUCCCCGAAGAUUACUUUGACAACACUCUUCCAUAUCAGCAGGAUGAUUUCUACCCUGAAAUUGAAAAUUAUGAUCUUUUCCGACAGCCAUACUCUGAAGAGACAAUGGCGCUUGCCCAAAUCGCCAACAUUAUUGCUGACCAAAUUGAGAGUGGCGAAAUGUCAACAGCGAAAGGCGAGAGAAUAAUUGACAUACUUUCGCAACUUCUCCCUGAGGGCUUCUGGCAAGACGACGACAUCACGGACGAGAUGAUGGCGGACCUGGGGGAGGCCUUCGCCAACCUGUACCCAGAGAUCCCGGUGGGAGAGCAGUACCAGACCUUCCAGACAGAGGACGACGAGCCCCUACCGGGAGGAGAGAGACACACCGAGGAAGAGGUGAUGGUGGAUGAGGAGGGACAUCCGGUGGCGGAGGUGGUCAAGGUGCAGGAGGAGCAGGAGCUAGGGACGGACGGAGAAGAGGCGGACGAGGAGGAGGGAAAUCCAGACGAGGAGCUGGAGAAGGAACUACUGGGGAUGGAACCUGAAACAUCUGAAGAGGUCGAAAAGGCGCUCCAAGAUGUGGAGAAGCUCAUGACGACUGAUGAAGAGACAAAGGGUAAAGAGGAGGAGGAAACGGAUGAAGAGAUUGGUGACUCAGGCUGGAAAGAUCUUGUAUUGCUGUUGGACGAAGGAAAGAUUUCUGAUGAACUGCUCAAAGAGCUCGGCCUUACGAGGGAAGACUUGAUGGAACUAACAGAGCGCCAACUAGCCAUGAACGGGGACGAGGUAGCCUCAAAACCCUGAGUCCCAAAGACCGGGGCCUUUGGAGAAAUUUACAUCAAAGUCACUUUAUGUCCUAAAACUAAAAGAAGAAAACUUCAGACCAAAAAAAGCACCUUGAAUUUCUGACCACAGAAGUACUAAUUUCAAUCUAUAAAUUUAGAUAUCGAAACCUACAAAUCUGCCUUUGUUUAUUUUUCUUUUAGUACAGGGCAAUUCAAGUUGUAAAUAAUUAGUUUGAAUAUUGGCACUGUCAUCAUUUUAAUCAGUUUUCCACUCAAUAGCGAAAAGAAAAAAGCGACAAAAUAAACAUGAAGGUUUGAUCAAGUAAAAUAAUUGAUAAUCUUACACUGAAGUUGAAAAAGCAUACUUUCAAAUAAUAUGUAAGGAAAUCAUUUAUGCGGAAACUGUAGUCUGUGUUACAUCCAACUAUCCUCUCAAUAGCCUCUUUGAUGUAUGAAUACAUGUAGUAUAUUUUCAUUGUUGACUUGUGAUCAAUCCAUUUGACACGCGUGAUGUUGUUAAGUUAGUGUAAAUUCUCACUAUGUAUUUGCAAUUUAUUUAUUUAUAAAUUAUAUUCCAUUAACAUUACCAGCAAAAUGUGCAAUGAGUUGACAUUUCUUCCUUUCGUUUGAAUUUUCCAAAGAAAAAUCUCAAAGUAACAACAGCUUUGUCGAAUUUCUAUUUUUAUCACAGAUUUUCAUGAGAAAUUUUAAACAUUCCAAUUUAAUUUAAACCAACAAUCAUGAUGUGGUAAGAAAGCUUUCUACGGAACUUAUUCCUUACUUUCUCUCAACUGGCACGCCUUUAACAAAAAAAUAAACUUAGUUUCCAAACCAUAGCAAGCAACCUACGUAUUGAAAUUGUUCUUUCAACCCCUCGCCCUGUGUAAAAUCACUUAUUUUAUUAUUUUUUAUCAUUUUCCAAUUUGACAUAUGCCCAUGUUUCUCUGUAAGACAGUUUCUAAAUACAGAUUGAAAUAUUAAAAGGUUUAUUAAUUUAAUUUUUUUUCAAUCUGGCUAUCUGCCAUUUCAAAAGAUUAUUUAUAUAUUAUUCUUGAAGAAAGAUUUCAAAUGUAUUUUUAUAUUUGAAUUACGUGCAGUAGCCGAGAGAAUAUGGAUGAAUAUUCGCACAUUUCAUUGCUGAGGUUAUUGACAAUUU
Molecule: messenger RNA, 2869 nt
Organism: Acanthaster planci (crown-of-thorns starfish)
Lineage: Eukaryota; Metazoa; Echinodermata; Asteroidea; Valvatida; Acanthasteridae
Source: RefSeq, a predicted model, not a curated record